Messenger RNA from Closterium sp. NIES-65, 1074 nucleotides. The record is from the annotation of a GenBank genome assembly. NCBI's taxonomy places the organism in Eukaryota, Viridiplantae, Streptophyta, Zygnematophyceae, Desmidiales, Closteriaceae.
AUGGCCGGCGCCGCGGGCCUUCUCCCCGUGCUCGUCCUCGCAGCGUUGCUGCUUCAAGCGCCUUCCACCGCGUCCGCCCGCCUCUGGAUCUGGAACGGCGGCCUCGUCCCCUUCAUCCCGGAGCAACGCGCAGCGGAGGCCGUGCUCACCGCCGCGGAGUCCGCCAGAGCGACGGGGCCUGCCGCCGGUACCGUCGCUGCUGGCACGGAGACGGAUCCGCCGCUCUCGCCCCCGCCAGUUUCAGCCGCAGCCCCGACGCCAGCUCCGACGCCAGCCCCGGCGGCGGCUCCUGCGGCGGCGCCCGCGCCAGCUCCUGCCGAAACGUGCGACGACGCGCCAGUGGACCCUUCGAUCGUGUCUGGGUCCGCGCCCGAUCCGUGUGCUGCGCUGGCGGCGGAGCUAACGCGGAGUGUGGAGAAACAGGGGAACAAGACCGGAGGGAAAUGGUCGCAGCCCCCUCUCUCUUCCAGGCUUGCUACUCGACAUUUCUGUUCAGAAGUGCGACGUGGGGGCCUGCUGUCGAUCGCGAACGCGUUUGACAAUCACUACGUGUACAAGCACAUCGCCGUUGACUCGCCGGACCAGACCAACCUGCCGAGCAGCAUCGAUAUUGUCGCGGAGCUGAGAAAGAUCGUUGCGAACGGCGAGAAGGGGAAGUACUCUCGGCUGGUGGACGCGCACAUGGCGGCGUACACAGCGACCCUGGCGCUCAACGAUGGGCACAGCAUGUUCGUACUGAAUUGUUUCCUUGGGACUUACGACUUGCCGUUGCCACUCAUGGUUGUUGUGGAAGACGGGAAGCAGAUCAUUCGCGUUGCACCACGCCGAUGCGCUGCUGCUAGCGACACCAGCAGCCCGCAGGCAACCACGCUCACUUCCAUCGGCCAUAAGGCAGACAUUCCAGUGAUGGACAAGUCUCUCAAGCGCCACCCUGAUCCAGUGUACUACGGCGAUACCAGCGAUGACAGCGACGACCUGAAUGUCGAGAUUGCGUCGCUUUCUGCAGCGGCAGAUGGCUCUUCUGGUGCAGUAGCGGGGCAGACUGUAACGCGGAUCUCACCAAAGGGUGAAUAG